CUCGGCCACUCACGCACGACCUCUGAUCAAGAUGACGGAAGUACGAAGAAGCAAGCGCCUCGCGGGAAGUGCCAUGCCUACCGCCAAGGACUCCCCGGUGAAGCGAACCAAGAAGGGCAUUCCUGCGAAGAAGGGCGCCAAGAAGGCUGCUGACGCGGACGACGAAAACGUUGGCAAAACGAACGACGCCGCCGUCGCUGUACCGGAGGACAAGAAAGAACCGGAAGGCGAGACUCAUGCCGUUGAUGCCGAAACCGAAAUGGCAAAUACUGCUGCAGAGGAUAAGGGACCUUCCAAGACCCUGAAAGUUGGGGACGUCGUGCCGAACGUGGCGCUCAAAAACGAAGACGAUGUGGAAGUGAAUGUGCAUGACCUUGUCAAGGAAAAGGGAGCGGUGUUCUUUAUGUUUCCCAGGGCUGAUACUCCAGGGUGCACCAAGCAAGCAUGCGGCUUCCGCGACGAGUACGAGAAGUUUAAGGCUGCAGGGUACAACGUGUUUGCUCUCAGUGGCGACAGCCCCAAGGCAUUGAACAAGUGGAAGGUAAAGAAGGAACUGCCAUAUAAGUUGCUCUCGGACCCGGCGCAUGCGUUGAUUGCGCCGUUUGGGAGUUCAAAGCCUGGGAAGAAGGUGCAGCGAUCACAUGUCAUCGUUGCGACUGGAGGCGCUGUCGUCGACAUCCAGGGCCAAGUAUCGCCUUUGGACAGCGUCGACAAGUCUGUCGCGUUUGUGACCAAGACCUAAGAAGCCCCCCUCGCACCACCACCGCAUCUUUCGCCAUCGUUCCAUUGUGAAUCCAUCUCGAGUCUGUGUAUUUGCUUCGACGAGUUCAUUUCUGCCGUUUUCG
Aphanomyces invadans is the source of this 845-nucleotide messenger RNA. RefSeq lists its product as hypothetical. The transcript has 2 exons. Gene Ontology annotation, biological process: cell redox homeostasis; cellular response to oxidative stress. The coding region runs from base 32 to 742 and encodes 236 amino acids. Gene Ontology annotation, cellular component: cytoplasm. The record is from RefSeq and is a predicted model, not a curated record. Gene Ontology annotation, molecular function: thioredoxin peroxidase activity. Lineage: Eukaryota; Oomycota; Saprolegniomycetes; Saprolegniales; Verrucalvaceae.